CCCACGUCACAAGACCGUAAUGGAAUAACAAAAUAGGAAGACGAAGUUGACAAAAUCAGGACUAUUAACAAUUACGACAAGACGUCCAACAUUUAUAAAUAUGUGCAUGUAUGAAGAACAUUAUCAUCGUGUCUCAAAACCAAAACUAUUAUUCGAUCAUGUCUCCUACAACCACAAUGAUUUUUCUUUCUCUUCAACUCAUUACAUCUUUUCUCUUUACCGCCAUUGCCUCAUCAUCACCUCCCGGUGGGUUCACCAUUGACGUAAUCCACCGUCGCUCUAAUUCAUCCUCUUCUCGUUUCUCUAAAACAGAUGAUGAUCAGCUCGGAUCACCCUACGCCAAUACUGUCUUUACCACCUCCGAGUAUCGAAUGAAGCUACAAAUCGGUACUCCUCCUAUCGACAUCGAGGCCCUCAUAGACACGGCAAGUGGCAUCGUAUGGACACAAUGUUUGCCUUGUCUUAGCUGCUACGACCAACAAGAUCCCAUAUUCGACCCUUCAAAAUCCUCAACCUACAAGGAGAAAAUAUGCGACCAGGACCCUAACAACCCUUGUCGUUACGAGGUUACCUACGCAGACCAAAGCUAUUCCAAGGGAGCGUACGCGACCGAGACGGUCACGUUCCAAUCGACUUCAGGACAACCCUUUGUGAUGGCUCAAACAAACAUCGGUUGUGGCCACAACAACUCGGUGACUUUAUCUCCUGCCGCUUCGGGCAUUAUUGGUCUAGAUCGGGGAGCUUCGUCGCUCAUCUCGCAAAUGAGCCAAAACUUUUUUAGUUUUUUCUCUUACUGUUUCUCUCGUAAAGAAACUAGUAAGAUCAACUUCGGAAGUAACGCUGUUGUGUCGGGAGACGGAACUGUAUCAACCACUAUGUUUAGAAACACGGAGAAACCUAACUUCUACUACCUAAACCUAGACGCGAUAAGCGUUGGAGAGAACCGGGUUGAGACAAUGGGGACACCCUUGUACUCCUUAGAAGGGAACAUUAUCAUAGACUCUGGAACCACUUACACUUACUUGCCCGAUAGCUUCUGCAGCAAAGUGAAGGAUGCGUUGGAUAGCGUCGUGAAGGUGGAGCGAGCAGCUUUUUCGGGGGAUAUGUUGUGCUACAAUACUGCCGACAUAGAUAUAUUUCCGGUGAUCACAAUGCACUUCUCGGGUGGUGCGGAUCUUGUGUUGGAUAGAUACAACAUGUAUGAUAACACUGGAGAUAACUAUUGUUUGGCGAUUUCGUGUGUUGGUCCGACGGAAGAUGCAGUCUUUGGGAACAGAGCACAGAACAACUGGUUGAUUGGUUAUGAUACUUCUUCGGAGCUUGUUUCUUUUAAGUCCACUGAUUGUUCUGCGUUGUAUUAAGAGAAAAUAAACCAAAAGAGUUUCUCUGUUAUAGUAUUUAACUUCAGUAUGUAGUAGUCUUUUUAUUAAAACUAUACACAAUAUGCUUAUGGUUUAGGGAACGAACAACAUGCCAACGUCAUAUGUCCUAGAACUAAUAUACAGAGAGCUUCAUGUUUAAAUGUCUCCUCUCAAUCACUUUUUUUUUUGUCUUUUCAAAUGAUGACUAUUGUUUAAAAUUAUUUAAAUUCUCAUAUCAAUCUAAAUAUUAGAUGUAAG
Molecule: messenger RNA, 1619 nt
Organism: Brassica napus (rape)
Lineage: Eukaryota; Viridiplantae; Streptophyta; Magnoliopsida; Brassicales; Brassicaceae
Product: aspartic proteinase CDR1-like
Exons: 1
Coding region: 111-1361 (416 amino acids)
Biological process (GO): proteolysis
Cellular component (GO): extracellular region
Molecular function (GO): aspartic-type endopeptidase activity
Source: RefSeq, a predicted model, not a curated record